Daphnia pulicaria is the source of this 1544-nucleotide messenger RNA. Its product is annotated as serine/threonine-protein kinase/endoribonuclease ire-1-like. The transcript has 6 exons. NCBI's taxonomy places the organism in Eukaryota, Metazoa, Arthropoda, Branchiopoda, Diplostraca, Daphniidae. Gene Ontology annotation, cellular component: IRE1-TRAF2-ASK1 complex. The record is from RefSeq and is a predicted model, not a curated record. Gene Ontology annotation, molecular function: protein serine/threonine kinase activity; ATP binding; RNA endonuclease activity. The coding region runs from base 425 to 1471 and encodes 348 amino acids. Gene Ontology annotation, biological process: intrinsic apoptotic signaling pathway in response to endoplasmic reticulum stress; protein phosphorylation; IRE1-mediated unfolded protein response.
UCAUUACAAAAAUGUGCUCGUCUCGAAUCGUCGUCUCCAACUUGGCUCGUGGCUCGUGGCUCGUGGCUCGUGACUCAUCUUUACAGAAUCGCUUAAGACACAAUCCAUGCUGUUGAGCAGAUAAACAGCAUCCAAUUGGAUUGGGAAAAUUCUCCUUUCUUUAAAUCAACUGUGUCCUCGUGUACAUCCAUGUGAGUGUGGGUGUAUUCACGAGGACCCCCUUUUUCCUAUCCUGGCUAAUUCAUUUUUGCUGUGGAUGGAUGGAGUGGAGCACUUGUGGAAUCCUAGUUGUACUUUCCAGGCUUAAAGAUUACACAACCACUGAUUCGUAUUCAAGAUAUCGUGAAGGAGGGAGGGCGGAGAGGCGGGUUUAACAAGGACCAAGAAGGUAACCUGAUAAGGUAUAAAAGUGUUCAUAGCGCCAAUGCGGUUUCAUUUAAACAGAGAGCGAUGCGGCGAGAAUACUUUGGCACAUCUUAACAAUUGUCUCCCGUGUUUGGUUCAGUCCCGAAAGCUUCUACACUCCCAGACGGACAUACGUACCAACGGAGCUGUAAUGCUGCAAUAUGACAGGAGCAAAAUUCUAGGGAACGGCACAUUUGCUACCGUCUUUUGGGGCACUUGGAAUGGAGAGGCCGUGGCUGUCAAAAGAAUCGAAAUGCACAAAUUGAAUAAAAGGUUCAAAGACAGGGAAGAGGUAGCCAUGCGACAAAUGGACCAUCAAAACGUCCUAAAACUCAAGGAAGUACAGGAAAAUAUGGAUUUCAAAUUGCUAGUUUUAGAACUCUGCAUUGGAACGGUGCGUAAUUACGUCAACGACGUUAACGACGAAAAAAUGUUCAAUCAAAAGAUGCCGAACGAGGUUGAAGCGCUGAUACAAAUGACCAAUGGGCUGGCUUACAUCCAUUCCCAGCAUUUUGUCCAUCGUGAUAUCAAACCGGAGAACGUCUUGAUAUCCUCCUCGUAUGUUUUGAAAAUCUCUGACUUUGGUGUCAGCAAACCCACACAACCGACCGGAAGUUUCUCAGUGACUAGUGGCCCUCAAGGAACGAAAACUUACUUUGCUCCGGAAUAUCUGCGAUUAGAGCAUCAAGAAUCGGAGGAAAGAAAAAACAUCAAAGCGGACAAAUCGAUCGACAUCUUUUCUUUGGGCUGCCUCUUUUUCACUUACAUAAUGAGAAAGGGGCCUUACGCUCACCUGUUCGCAACACCAGGAAUGCAGUUCAAUUCCAAAGAAAACUACGACAUUGACGUCACUAAUAAUAUACUCAAGGACAAAAAGUUUCUGGAAAAGAACGGACUAUCAAAGGGACACUACGCGUUUAAAAUGAUUGACGGAAUGACCAAAGCCAAGUCUAAGGAUCGCUGGGGCUUGGACGAAAAGAAAUUUGGUUCCAACUCUCAGACAGUUAUUGAAACUCUGAAACUAGAACAACGACGUCAAAAUGGACCGAAGCAGACCGUAGUGUAGAGACCCAACAUAAUUUUUUAAAAAUAACAAUUCAACUCGCAUAAUCUGAAAAUAUAAUAAUUCAGUGGCCUCA